Messenger RNA from Acanthoscelides obtectus, 1731 nucleotides. Lineage: Eukaryota; Metazoa; Arthropoda; Insecta; Coleoptera; Chrysomelidae. The record is from the annotation of a GenBank genome assembly.
AUGCAUGAUACUGGUGUUGCUCGAACCGUAAGAACGGUGAUCGCGACAUUUGUGCCAAAAGCGGGUCAUAUUGCAACAAUUCCUCUUUAUGAGCAAAGAACUGUUACCGCGGAUUGGUAUACCACCACUUGUUUACCGAAAGUCAUCACCGAGCUUCGAAAAAUCUACCCCGAAGGAAGAAUCAUCCUCCACCAAGGCAAUGCAAGCUCGCACACAGCCCAAAAAACAAGGCAGUAUUUAACGGAAGAAAACGUGGAAUUAUUUUACCAUCCUCCAUAUAGUCCCGAUCUAAGUCCUAACGAUUUCUUUACUUUCCCGAAAAUUAAAAACAGACUGCGUGCCACUAUUAACUCCACUGCAAAGAAAAAUCGGCUUAGAUGGGCUAAAGAACAUAGACAAUGGACACCUCAACAAUGGUGUGCAAUACAAUGGAGUGAUGAGGCCCGAUUCGAAUGUCUGAACAGAAAAGUGAAAUUUCCAGCAUCCAUUAUGGUCUGGGGCAGUAUAUCAUCAAAAGGAGUAGGAAAACUUCAUUUUAUUGAUGGAAAUGUGGAUACAAACAAAUAUUUGGCAAUUUUAGAAGAAUCGCUUUUACCAGUGAUGGAAGAAUGUUUGACAUCCGGCCAAGAUUUUGUGUUUCAGCAAGAUAGUGCAGCGUGCCAUACCUCAAAAAAGGCUAUAAAAUGGAUGGAAGAAAAUAAUGUACCACUUUUGAAAUGGGUUUCUAGCAGUCCAGAUCUUUCACCUAUUGAAACUUUCUUGAUUAGCGACAGGCAGUAUGGUUUCCGACACCAACGAUCCACAAGGGGCCUCCUAGCUUACUUCACGCAGUUGUGGAGUAAACUCAUCCAGUCUUAUGGCGAGGCUCAUGUCGUUAGUCUUGACAUCACGAAAGCGUACGAUUACCUGUGGCACGCUGCCCUCUUAAGCAAAUUUCCAUCCUAUGGCCUCCCAGAAAAGCUUUGCAGAUGGGUGGCUGACUUUAUCACUGACCGCAAGAUAUCCGUCGUAAUUGACGGGUUCUCCUUUUCAUCACACAACGUCAACGCGGGUGUUCCCCAGGGAUCGGUCUUGGCUCCGACACUGUUCCUCUUACAUAUCAACGACCUCCUUUCCUGCACGAUCAACCCAAUCCACAGCUUCGCUGAUGACAGCACUCUACAUGCAGGAAUUCAGAGUGACAAGCCGAUCUCUGCUGCUGAGCUGGAAAAAAGAAGACUAUCGACCACUUCCUCUCUGACAAGAGACCUGGAGGCUAUCGCUGCUUGGGGACGCAAUAAUCUUGUACAGUUUAAUGCUUCCAAAACACAGAACUGUACUUUGACGAACAAAAAGUUUCUGCCAAAGAGCCAUUCAUUUCGGCUGGUCGGAGAACACAUCUCGUCAAUAGCGGCAGAUGCUGGGAAAAAUCUAGGCUAUUUGUUUAGGUUUCGGACUAAGCAGUACUUUUCUCCGCAUGACCUUCUCACUCUAUACAAGGCCCAGAUAAGGCCUAGCCUCGAGUAUUGCUCACAUCGGACCGUCGGCGAUCUAGCUCUUUUCUACCGCUACACCAACGGGCUUUGCUCCUCAGAGCUCUAUUCCAUGAAGUCGCCGCGCGAUGUGCCUUCCAGACAGACCCGGCUGACUUUGGCGUCCCAUCCUAAUCGUGUCGAAUUUCGUACAUCCAAAACUGGCCGAUACGACCGCUUGCCAUCUGACGGAUGCCCCAGUAAUCGAAACUAUAACUAA